AGCAAAAAAUUUAAAAAAUCCAUAAAAGUCAAAUAAAUGUGAUGCUUUUCUUUUUUUUUCUUUGGCAUAUGUCUUGAAUUGGGUUUAUUGGUUUGAGUUUAAGUGGUAGUCCUUUUUGCCAAUGAAAGUGCUUGCUAAAGAUGGAAAUAAAGAAGAUAUGCCUUUCUAGAAUCUUGUGCCUGGAACAAAGGUGCACACUUAGGUGCAUAAGGCGCUAGGGUUCGAGCCUGGUGAGCCUUGAGCCUAAGGCGUACCUGAGGCGCGCCUUUAAUAACUAUGCUAAGAGGUAUAUGUAAGAAUUCCAUUAAAAAGAAAAAGAAAGGAAAAAGGCAUGUGUAAGAAUUCUUGCAGUAGAAUAACGAGAAGGCAGAGCAUUAGCCUGUAGAGAAGUAGAUGGAUAAAUCUAGCAUCACGUUUGUGUUUUCUUGAAUUCUCUCUAUGAUCUUAGGCAUUAGACUUAAGGGAGGAGGCAUUGUUAAUUGGGUUAGUAUUGACAUCAAAGGUUCAGAGAAAAUGCAGAUAAUGUUUCUAAUCACCCAAAACCAAAAAUAAGAAAAUGCAGAAAAUGUUUUCCAGUAAAAUGAGAAACUCAUGGAGCAUUCAUUAUGUAUAGAUGUGCUUAAAAUUCCAUUUUAUAUGCACACUAUCGUUUCGUGUAUCUUUCUGUAUUUCACAUGCACUCUCUUUUGUGUUUGAUUGUUUUAUAACUGCUGUUUUGUCACCUAUAGCUUUGUCAAAUGAAACUUCCAUUGCCAGUUCACUUCAUUGCACCCAGAUGUUGUACUUAGUAGGCCCUUACUAAUGUGAUUAAAGAAUGAACGCGUGUGGCAUACUGCAGCCUACUAUUAAGGAUGUACUUGAGGUUAUUAAACCUUUACGAGAGGAUUGGGAAGUGCGAUCUAAAAUUAUUGAAGAGUUAAAAGAUGUUGUUACCUCUGUGGAAAGUCUUAGAGGUGCAACUGUGGAGCCAUUUGGAUCAUUUGUGUCCAAUCUCUUCACUCGAUGGGGAGACUUAGAUAUCGCUAUUGUACUAUCAAAUGGUUCUUAUAUUUCAUCGGCUGGAAAGAAGCGCAAACAGAAUUUACUUGGAGAGUUACUAAGAGCUUUGAGGCAGAAAGGUGGAUGGCGUAGGUUACAAUUUGUUCCAAAUGCAAGAGUUCCCAUCUUAAAAUUUGAGAGUGGCCGCCAGAGCAUCUCGUGUGAUAUUUCAAUCGAUAAUCUGCAGGGUCGAAUGAAGUCCAAUUUUUUGUUCUGGAUCAGCCAGAUAGAUGGACGUUUUCGCGAUUUGGUCUUACUGGUCAAGGAAUGGGCCAAAGCUCACAAUAUCAAUAAUCCAAAGUCUGGGACAUUAAACUCAUACUCCCUCAGUUUACUUGUUAUAUUCCAUUUUCAGACAUGUGUACCUGCUAUUUUACCUCCUCUAAAAGAAAUAUAUCCAAGAAAUGCUGUUGAUGAUCUUGCAGGUGUGAGGAUUGUUGCAGAGGAGCGCAUUAAAGAAAUUUGCAAUGCUAACAUAUCUAAAUAUAUGUCAGAAAAAUACAGGGCAGUUAAUCGAAGUUCUCUUUCUGAGCUUUUCAUUUCAUUCCUUGCAAAGUUUUCUGACAUUCGUUCAAAGGCUGCAGAGCUAGGAAUUUGCCCAUUUACUGGACAAUGGCAAGAGAUAAGCAGCAAUAUGAGAUGGUUGCCCAAAACAUAUGCAUUAUUUAUUGAGGAUCCUUUUGAGCAGCCUGAGAAUACUGCAAGGGCUGUCAGUGCUGGAAACCUGGAAAAGAUAUCUGAAGCAUUUCAGACAUCAUAUGAUAGGCUUGUUUUGGCCAGUCACAAUAGUAGUUCUCUCCUUAGCAUGUUAGUCAGGCCACAAAUAAUAAAUUUCAUUGCAGAAACACCUGCUGGGAGCUCAAGUCACACUGUUGUGGACUACCAAAGUACUCGUCCAAUGAUGAGCAGGGCUGUGUAUUCUCAGUCACAAGUGCAGCAUAAAAUUCAGAACAUGAGCCUGGAAGGAAAUCCCAAUUAUUUAGCUAAGAAAAGACAGGAGAGUCGUCCCAAAGUUUUGAGCAAGCCAAAGGAAAUUCGUCCCAACAAUUCGAAGUUGCAAGUGCAACAUCCAGUUCAGAACACAAGACUGGAAAGGCAUCCCAACUAUUUCACCAAGCCAAGACAGGGCACUUGUCCUGACAAUUCUACCAAGCAAAGACAAGAAAGUCAUCCGAGUUAUUUAACCACGCGAAACCAUGCACGUCCACAUCAUGGUCAGGGCCAAUAUAUCUGGAGGCCAAAAUCUGAUGGUUAGUACUUUAGGGGCUUAAUUUGUUCUCCUUUUGGGACAUAUAUUAUGACAGUUGAUUGAAAAGAAAAGGAGUGACAUACAGCUAUUUGAGAAUUUCUGGAAUAUUGUACCAAAGACUCCCUGUGUUUUCUAGCUGGAGGCCAGCAACUGUUAGAGAAUGCAUGACUGCUUCUAGAAUUUUGUUAAGUUGAUAAAAGGAUCGUUGUGCUUUUUUUUUUCCCUCUUUAACUGGGAGGCCACAAUUGAAUCUAGUUGUCUGAACGUGUAAUUUGUCACCAUUAGGGGAGCAUUUUUCGGUUUUAAUAAAAAAUCUGAAUCAAAUCGAUGUAAA
Hevea brasiliensis (rubber tree) is the source of this 2621-nucleotide messenger RNA. Its product is annotated as protein HESO1. NCBI's taxonomy places the organism in Eukaryota, Viridiplantae, Streptophyta, Magnoliopsida, Malpighiales, Euphorbiaceae. The transcript has 9 exons. Gene Ontology annotation, molecular function: RNA uridylyltransferase activity. The coding region runs from base 815 to 2293 and encodes 492 amino acids. The record is from RefSeq and is a predicted model, not a curated record.